Dromaius novaehollandiae (emu) is the source of this 11118-nucleotide messenger RNA. RefSeq names its product bone morphogenetic protein receptor type 2 (gene BMPR2). Gene Ontology annotation, cellular component: plasma membrane; signaling receptor complex. The transcript has 14 exons. Gene Ontology annotation, molecular function: transforming growth factor beta receptor activity; ATP binding. The record is from RefSeq and is a predicted model, not a curated record. Gene Ontology annotation, biological process: BMP signaling pathway; cellular response to growth factor stimulus; protein phosphorylation. Bases 650 to 3778 code for a protein of 1042 amino acids. NCBI's taxonomy places the organism in Eukaryota, Metazoa, Chordata, Aves, Casuariiformes, Dromaiidae.
CGGCGCGGCCGUUGGGGAGGGGGGCGUGGCCGGCGCGCGGAGGGGGCGCGGCGCGGCGCGGCGCCCCCGGGCCGGGCGCCGAGACUGGCAGUUGGAGCGACUCCCCUUUGUGUCUGGCGCGCGGCGGAGCGAGGCAGGAAGAGCGAGACCUUUAACGGGGCGGGAUGCUGCUGCGCCGCCGGGCUGCGGGGCGUGCUGGCGGCGCCCUGCGCCCAGCCUGAGGCGGCCGCUCGAACUGACAGUCGGCGGCGCUUCCUCGCGUCUGGAUAUGUUUCCCCCUAAACCCGGGGGCUUCUUCGAUGUCGUGAAGCUGCGUGGGAAGUAAGCUCGGUCCCCGGAGCGGAUCGCGAGGCUCGCCCCUUCCCCGGGAGCGGGGAGAUGCGUCUGGGCCCGGAGGCAGAAACGGGCUGUUCUGCGGUUUCCAAGAAGAAGCGUUGCCGCUUCCCGAGACAUGAAGGCAGCCUGGUGUAAUGGAGUAAGAGCCGAGGCGGCCCCUCUCCUCCGCCGUUUGCCCUUCCAGACUGGAUUGUAAACCAGGAGAGUUCAGCAAGGCUGUCUGAGAGAGAGAAAAAAAAGAGGAAAUUCCUCUCGUCGUUUUUAUUUUUUUUUAUUUUUCCUCCUCCUGCCUCGUCCCUUGGCUUCGCCAGGUAUGACUGCCUCACUGCAGCACCUUUUGCUGGUGCUCCUGCUCUCCAGUGCCACCCUGCUGCUCAGCACUGCGGCUGCUACACAGAGUGAGGAGCGGCUGUGUGCAUUUAAGGACCCGUAUCAGCAGGACCAUGGCAUCAGUGAGAGCCGAAUCUCUCAAGAGAAUGGCACGAUUCUGUGCAUGAAAGGUAGUACCUGCUAUGGACUUUGGGAAAAAACACGAGAAGGAGACAUACAUCUUGUAAAACAAGGAUGCUGGUCUCAUAUAGGAGACCCACAAGAGUGUCACUUUGAAGAGUGUAUAGUAACGACCACCCCUUCCUUGAUUCAGAAUGGAACAUAUCGCUUCUGCUGUUGUAGUACUGACUUGUGUAAUGUCAACUUCACUGAAAACUUCCCACCUCCUGACCCUACUGAUACAACACCUUUCAAUUCUUCUCAUUCUUUUCAUCGAGAUGAGACUAUAGUUAUUGCCCUUGCGUCUGUCUCCGUACUAGCUGUUUUGAUUGCUGCUCUGUUCUUUGGAUACCGAAUGCUUGCAGGAGACCGUAAGCAAGGUUUGCACAGCAUGAACAUGAUGGAGGCAGCAGCAUCAGAGCCCUCGCUUGAUCUGGAUAACCUAAAGUUACUAGAGUUGAUUGGCCGAGGACGAUAUGGAGCGGUGUAUAAAGGCUCCCUAGAUGAACGCCCUGUUGCUGUGAAAGUAUUUUCUUUUGCUAAUCGCCAGAACUUUGUCAAUGAGAGGAACAUUUACAGAAUUCCCCUGAUGGAGCAUGACAAUAUUGCCCGCUUCAUUGUGGGAGAUGAAAGGUUCACUGCAGAUGGACGUAUGGAAUAUUUAUUGGUGAUGGAAUAUUACCCCAAUGGUUCUUUAUGCAAAUAUUUGAGUCUCCACACAAGUGACUGGGUGAGCUCUUGUCGCUUGGCACAUUCUAUUACUAGGGGCUUGGCGUACCUGCACACAGAGCUACCUCGAGGAGACCAUUACAAACCUGCAAUAUCCCAUCGUGACUUGAACAGCCGCAAUGUCCUGGUAAAGAACGAUGGAACCUGUGUAAUUAGCGAUUUUGGACUCUCCAUGAAGUUAACUGGAAACAGACUAGUGCGCCCAGGUGAGGAAGAUAAUGCAGCCAUUAGUGAGGUUGGUACGAUCCGCUAUAUGGCCCCAGAAGUGCUUGAAGGAGCAGUGAACCUGCGGGACUGUGAAUCUGCUUUGAAACAAGUAGAUAUGUAUGCACUAGGCCUUAUCUACUGGGAGAUAUUUAUGAGAUGCACAGACCUCUUCCCAGGGGAAUCUGUGCCAGAGUACCAGAUGGCUUUCCAGACAGAAGUCGGAAACCAUCCCACUUUUGAAGAUAUGCAAGUCUUGGUGUCUAGGGAGAAGCAAAGACCAAAAUUCCCAGAAGCCUGGAAAGAAAACAGCCUGGCUGUGAGAUCACUUAAAGAAACAAUUGAAGACUGUUGGGAUCAAGAUGCUGAAGCUCGACUAACAGCGCAGUGUGCUGAGGAGAGGAUGGCAGAACUCAUGAUGAUUUGGGAGAGAAAUAAAUCAGUUAGCCCAACAGUCAAUCCUAUGUCAACUGCCAUGCAAAACGAGCGGAAUCUGUCGCAUCACAGGCGUGUUUCAAAGAUAAGGCCAUAUCCAGAUUACUCUUCUUCCUCCUACAUUGAAGAUUCAAUCCACCACACUGACAGCAUAGUGAAGAACAUUUCUUCUGAACAUUCAAUGUCCACUACACCAUUGACUUCAGGGGAGAAGAACAGAAACUCCAUUAACUAUGAGCGGCAACAAGCACAAGCUCGCAUCCCUAGUCCUGAGACAAGUGUCACCAGUUUGUCCACCAAUACUACCACCACCAAUACAACUGGCCUCACUCCUAGCACUGGCAUGACUACCAUAUCUGAGAUGCCUUACUCAGAUGAAACAAACUUACAUACUACAAAUGUCAUGCAGCCAGGUGGGCCCACCCCUGUUUGUCUGCAGCUAACAGAGGAGGACCUAGAGACGAACAAACUGGAUCCAAAAGAAGUGGAUAAGAACCUGAAGGAAAGCUCUGAUGAGAAUCUGAUGGAGCAUUCCCUUAAGCAGUUUAGUGGGCCAGAUCCACUCAGCAGCACUAGUUCCAGCUUGCUUUAUCCGCUCAUAAAACUUGCUGUAGAGGUGACAGGACAACAGGACUUCACACAAGCUGGCAAUGGCCAAGCAUGUUUGAUUCCUGAUGUCCCGUCUGCUCAGGUCUAUCCUCUACCCAAGCAACAGAACCUUCCGAAGAGGCCGACUAGCCUUCCUUUAAACACCAAAAAUUCAACGAAGGAGCCACGGUUAAAAUUCGGUGGCAAGCACAAAUCAAACUUGAAGCAAGUGGAAACAGGAGUUGCCAAGAUGAACACUAUCAAUGCGGCAGAACCUCACGUGGUGACAGUUACCAUGAAUGGAGUGGCUGGGAGAAGCCACAGCAUAAACUCUCAUGCUGGCACAACCCAAUACGCGAAUGGGGCAGUGCCGUCUGGCCAGACAACCAGCUCAGUAGCACAGAGGGCCCAGGAAAUGCUUCAGAACCAGUUCAGUGGAGAGGAUAGUCGGCUGAACAUUAAUUCAAGCCCUGAUGAGCAUGAACCCUUGUUGAGACGGGAGCAGCAGGUUGGCCAUGAUGAAGGUGUUCUGGACCGCCUAGUGGACAGGAGAGAGCGACCGCUGGAUAAUGGCCGAACGAAUGCCAACAACAACAACAGUAAUCCGUGUCCAGUGCAAGACACAGCUACACUCAGUAUCCAGAACGUAGCAAGAAAUCCUGGGCAGACCCAGACUAGAAGAGCACAGAGGCCUAAUUCGCUGGAUCUAUCAGCCACAAAUAGUUUGGAUAGCAGUAGUAUGCAGUUAGGUGACUCCUCACAGGAUGGCAAAUCAGGCUCAGGAGAAAAGAUCAAGAAACGUGUGAAAACUCCAUACUCACUUAAGCGGUGGCGUCCUUCAACAUGGGUCAUCUCCACUGAACCGCUGCACUGCGAGGUCAACAAUAACGGCAGUGACCGGGCAGUCCACUCCAAAUCCAGCACUGCUGUUUAUCUUGCAGAAGGAGGCACUGCCACCACAAUGGUAUCUAAGGACACAGGAGUGAACUGCCUGUGAAAUACUUUAAAAGUCGACAGAUGACCUUUUUUUGCAUUAUUUGAAACAAACAUGCAGAAGACAUUUUAAAAAACUGCUUUCUCCUCCUGUCAGCAACCCCUACCAAGGACUCGCUUUAAAUAGAUUUCAGCUAUGCAGAAAAUUUUUAGCUUAUGCUUCCAUAUUUUUUUAUUUUGUUUUAUUUUUUGAACGUUUUUGCACUUUUAUUUAGUAUCGCUAAAGUUAAGUCUGUCUGUUUUGACCACGGAAUAUAUAUAUGUGUAUCAAAAAUGUGGUCUCAAAAUAUUUUUUUAAAAAAAAGUAACAAAAAAAUAUUGCUGAUAAUCAGUUUGGACCAGUUUCUUAAGGUCACUAAGAUCAUAAGCAGACUAUAAGACAGGUUUGACUGCAGUGGUGUCUUGUAACCAUGUUUUGAUUUCUGUGCACAAGCUAGUCUGUAUAUUUCUAUGUUAAAAAGUGUAUUCUCUUUUGAACCCUUAUUUUUCUUGUGUCAUGUUGAAAUGUGCAAUAGUCUAUAGUUCACAGUAUGCUUUAUUGAAAAGUGUGUUUCUAAAACUGCCACAUGUUCCCCUUUCUGUGAGUAUUUGUUAAUUUUUCCCUGACAGUUGAGCAGUCAGCCAGUCAUGACAGUGAACUUUGCACACCGUAGCCAGCUUGAAGCAGCUGCCUGUAUCACAUUGUGCUCUGAGGUGACAAUGCAUGAAUUUUCCCAACUUGAAAGGGCUUUUAAAAAGGAACAACAAAAAAAAAGAGCUCAGUACCUUUCCUUUAAUCCUUCCAAAUCUAAAUGUGUUUCCUUUAUAGUAGUAGAUGCUAGCCUGUGAAGUUCUGAAUAGCAAAACAUUGAACAAAUGUAAGGAAACAGAAUGUCAGCCAUUUUUUCCAUUUUAUUUUGUGUGCAGUUUCAGCCUUUGUAUUUAUGUAAAACCUUAUUUAGAUCACUAAAAAUGUACAUUGAAAAAUACAUUUUUAUCAGAUACCUUAAUGACUGUCGUACUUAAAAGCUCUAGUGAAGAUAGGUUGCUAAGAUAUUUUGUUUACAUAGAGGGGGGAAAAAAUCAUGAAUCUUGAUCGUGAUGAGUCACAAAUCUUUCAGGAUUUACCUCCUACAGAAAGUCUGAGGUAAAAUCAGUCUGAUUACUUAUGCAAGUAGGUGCAUCCUAAUUGGCUGUUGUUGCUGAGUUAAAACUCUUCUUCCCAUCAUUUUUUAGAGCCUCUUAUUCAUCUUGUUAAAAUUUAAUGCAUGCUUUUAAAAUUCAUGGUUAUGAGUGUUUUGGGGUGAGAAUUGUUUUGUUUCUCUGGUUAGAACUUUGUACAUAACACUCCACACAUUGAUUUUAGGUGUCAGUGGUCAUGAAUGUAAUAUCUAUUGAGAUAAAUUGUUUUUUCAUCUUCUCAAGUAAACAUUAUCUUCUCAAGUAAACUAUUAUUAUUAUUAUAACAUUAUUACAAUGAUCAUUUUUGCUGUCUACUGAAAGAAAAUUAAUUUCCUCACUGGCCAAACCCCCCUUCCACCUAAGACUUUUAGCUUGAGAAAUAUUCUUUCUGAUUGAAAAAAAUUCCUUAAAACCUAUUUACAUUAAAAGUAUAUAACAUAUGUCAGUCUUUAGUACUGAGUAAAGUUUUAUCACUGCAUCUGAAAACUGGUUAUGUGCAAAGACAGAAAAUCUAUUCAGUCAGCAUGCCAAACUCCUAUGCAGAAUAUUGCUAGCCAACCAUUGCCUCCCCCAGCAUGUCCACUUUGAGUUGAGUGAAACAAAUGUUGCAUGCUUUCAAGCUCAUUUGUUUCCUUGCUAUUGUAUUUUUUUUCCCAUGAGGUAAACUUUGCCAACUCUGUUCUUUCACAUCCGAUGAUAUAACCGGCAUAUAUAAUAUAUGCUUUCCUAUAUCUGAUUCUUGCUGUUUCCCAAACUCCCUUGUUUAUACCUGAUUUCUGUGAUUUCCUAUCUUGAUGUUCCUUAAAUACUUCUUAGAUUCUCCUAGAUAUCUCCAAGAGGUAACGCUAUAUACCCAGUCCCUGAUUCAGCAUAGCUGUAGAAAUAUAAGCCAUGAGAGACUCUGAACUUGCUAUGGUCUCAUCUCUGUUGUACUUCAGGUAAUACCUUUCUUCUCUGAGGCAUAAUUCUGUUAUCCUGAUGUGCAAAUACAGUUACAUCUCCCCUCUUCAAAAAGACAGCCUUUCUCUGGUUUUAUUCUUAAUUCACUCUCCAGCUUGCCAUCUGCUGCAAUCUCGCAUCGCAGGUGUUGUAAACCUGCCAUUUGCUCAGCUGGCUUUCAAGAUCUGAAUAAGAUUUUUUGGCAUGCUGUUUGUAAUGUUGGCUGUGUUUUUUAUCUCAUUUGGACUUCUUUGGGUCUACAGUUGAAUGUCUGGAGUACAGUACGUUGUUUUUUGAUGAUCACUGUAUCAUGCAUGUCGAAGAUUCUUCACUCCUUUUCCAAAGACUUUUUGCUUUGCCUAACACGUAUCUUCUAUCAGCAUUGCAGAAUGUGGUCUGAAAAGCAUAUGUAGGACACUUUUAUCUAACUUGAAACACUCUAGGGAAAGAAAAGUUAUUUACUCUAAGUACUGCUUCUUUCUGCUAAGACAGUUUUACACCAUUCUUCUAGCCUUUCUUUUCAGGGCAAUCCUUUAUAAGAAAUCCAACUUUUUAUGCUCAAUGCAGUCAAAAGAUUUUAAUAAAAUGAUAUACCAGAUGGAAAGGUCCUUCUGCAGUUCUGCAGUUUUUCUUACAGAUUCUCAAAACAAACACAAUAAUUUAAUUUCCUUUAUCUUUUUCUAUCACUUGGUGAAAAGCCUUUGGGAAGAAUCAAUAAGUAAAAGAAAAAACAUGCUAUAUAAUCUACUAUGGAUAAGUAUAAUUUGUAACAUUGAUAGCAAGGUUUACUUUAUCCCAAAGUACCUUAUAGAUUAAAUAAAGAAAAGCUGUUUAUUUUUAAAGGUCAAUCAAAAUGAACUCUUAAGUAGGUACUAAUAUAUUCUGAUUCUGCCACAGCCAGAUGAGAUCAGAUUAGCACAGCGUGGUUUUUAUGCUUAAUUUAUUAAUGCCCUUUUUUGCUCACAGCAAACAAUCCAGUCUCUACAGCAUAUAUUCUCUAAAACUGAAUGACAUUGAAUUGUGUCUCACAAAAGUACCUUGGGGAAUCAUCCUUAAAUGACUGAAAGACAUCUAAGAGAAUUCUACAGAUCAGAUACAUAUGGAUGAUAGUUGAUUAAUAUACUAUUAUCUGGGGCGGGGGGGGGGGUGGAAUGUGUUUUAUUUCUUUGUGGUUUUUGUUUUUUUAAGGAAAAAAGGAUUAGUUAUGAAAGCUGGUGGUUUUCUAUCAAUUUCUGAUGUAUACUGCAGACAAGAUAAAUAGCAUAAAUAACUGAACUGUGCCACUGUCAAAUAGGCAACAGUAGAAUAUUUGCUAUGGUAAUUUAUAAUGUGUAAUUCAAGUAAAAUGUUACAGCAAACAUUUGUGAUGUUUGUGUACCUAAGCCAAAAUCCAAAACCUUACUGAUUUCAGAAAAAUCACACAAUAAUUGAAGCUAAAAGAUUUGCUUAGGCUAAAUACAUCGCCUGUUUUUCUAUUUCCUAUAAUAGAGAUGCUCAUCAACAUUACAGCGUUUAGAAUGUGAAUUCUAACCAUUUAUGCAAACAUGGCUGCAUAGUGAAAUUUAUUUUCUUCUAAAAUUGAUAUUUACAAGUCAGAUUAUCUGGAACACUUCCCCUGAAUUUGCUCACAAUGGUCUAUAGCUUCAUGUGUUAAACAGUUAGUAAUAAAAAUGCCAUUCUUGGAACUCUCAGAUGCACUUAAAUUACAUAGCUAAAGGUAAAUGAAUUCUCAAUUUAAAAGAAAACUAAUUGGUAUUUUCAUCAUUAUAAUAUUCUCCGGAACAAGGUACAUUUCAAUUGAAAAUCAUGUUUAUCUGUGUUUUGCUUUCUUACUGCAGUUUAAGUGUUCUUUGCAUCUAUAAAGUUACCUAAUUUUCAAAGGCAACACAAUUUCAUUUUUUUCAGUCUGUUAGGGACAAAAAACAAUGCAAGAUGGAUGCUGGCAGGUUUUAGGAAUUAAUAAAAAUUAUAAAUAUGAUUAGAAAAUACAUAUCCUCCAUCUAUCAGCUUUUUCCAAAAUAAAUGUUUAAUCCUAGCUGCCUGAGGAAGGAGUAUAAGGGGGUUCAGUAUAUGUGUGGAGGAGAUUAUUGCGCAAAACUUGAUAUUAAUGACUAGGUAUUUAGAAAAUACAUGUUGUACACAUUAUACAUGGCAUAGUUUCAGUGUUAGGCUGAUUUUUGGGAUCAUGCUUUUUGCUCUAAUGAUAUCCCUAAAGUACUUUUGAGAGUGUUAUUUUAAAAAAAAAGUCCAUUAGUGUAAUAUUACUGGGUUUAUGUUCAGAUGGUAAUUUUCUUCUGUGGGAAAUACUCAAAAGAUCACAGCCAUUUUGCCCUUGAAAUGUUGUUAUGAAAAGUUCUAGCCUAAUUAAAGAGAAUUUUUAAAUUCACAUAUGUAGUCAUUACAGGAAAAAUGUCUUGUGGUAUGCUGUAAUUUUUACUUGUAUAAAAAUGAUAAAGUUCCCAUUGCUGAAACAGAGAAUGUUUUUAAGCACUGAAACAGUAAUUGCCAAGCAUAACUGACUCAAUGUCUGUUAAAUUUGAAAAUUUGGAACAAUUUAUCUAUGAAGUUUGACAUAGGAUCAAUUAGUUUGAGUGUUGCAAUCUGACCUCCCAAUAUCCAUUUUAACAGAUAAAUAUAUUAUAUAACCUCCCUUUUCCCAUGAACUUAUUUUGUGUUCAGCUAUAGUCCUUUGUUCCUUGAAAAAGCUAUACCUAUGGCAAUGGAGCUAAAUACAUAUUUUUAUGUAAACUCUAUAUGUAUUACAAUGCAUAUGUAUGUCAUGCAUAAAUUCCAGGAUUAAAUUCUGUGGGUUACAGUAUCAGAUGGUAGCAGUGGUGUAGAAGUAUAGUGCUGUUUUUCAUAAGCCAUUUUUAAGUUGUCUUUAGUACAUUACGAUACAUAUUGGGCUCAGUCUGUGACACUUAGUUCAGCAGUGUAAGAUCUCUCAGAACAGACCUGUCAUUGAUUGUUUAGGUGGAAUGAAUUUAUUCUUGAAAGAAAGAUGGGAAUGCACUUGAUCUGAACCUCAGCUGAAGCUGAGUAAUUUAAGGUUGCUCCUUUAAAGAUAUCAGUUAAGUCUGAAAGAAAUCCAAAAUUCAUAAGUAUGAUAAUUUUUGCAAGGCUUUUGUUAUAUAGUAGCUAUGGUUAUGUGUGUGGUUGCCAUUUAAACAUAAGGUUCUUAGGCCAUUAAAUCCAAUGGGGAGAAAUUACUUUUUAGGCUUGUAUAUUGUCAUAUAAGGCCUCAAGCUGUAGAAAUAAGUCCCUCUUUUGUUUUGGUUUGGUUUUUUUCUAAAUUAGGUUUAGCUUGGAUGUGAAAUAGUAACAAAUCAGAUUUCUCGUUUUGAGAUUUCUUCUGUACUCACUAAAACUGGGAGCAGAACAUCCAGUUCUGCAGAUAAACACAUGGAUUCAGGCCCUCCUUCGAAUCAAAAUGGGAGCUCUGUUUGGCCCCAGUGUAUCUCAGGAAAUCAGCAUCUAAUCAGUUGAUGCUUGCUAUUGAAAUCAAAGAAGAGUCUGCCAUUGAUUUUGACUGAAGGAGGAUUGGGUUCAGCUGAUGCUGGUGUUCAUAUUUUCUCACGCGUGUUAGUGCUGGGAAGGCCAAGGCGGAAUGUUAGAGGGUGGGGGCUGACCCUGGGUAUUGAUGUUUGCGGAGUGUUGGCUGAUGCCUUGAGUCAGGCUGUCGCGCUGGGUCAGUACCAGUUCAGCUGCGGUUUCUGUCAAGAAGUGGAACUGCACCAGUGGGAGCAAUAAUGGAAGGUUUCAAGAUAAGUUCUCAUUUACACCAAAGCCCUUUUAUGUUGAUCUGGGCUUAGUACAGGUCUGAUUUAGUCACAGCUGUAGUGAAUUACUAAUAUGGAAGUACUUUUUAUGGCAAUUUCUAUUUAUUUCACUGUGGUUUAAUCUAUAUAUUUGCAUAAUAACCAGGAACCAGUUGGAGUUAUGUUAAUUUAUAAUGUAAUUGUCAGAUAUUUUAAAAAGCAUAUUGAUCGGUAAUCAUGUAAAAUCGCAAGUCACUCAGUUCGUUAACUUCAAUACAUAGGUCAUGUUUCAACAGAUUCAGUAACUGUCACGAUAAAGAAAGAUAUCUUCAAAAUCCUUGCAGUCUUCUGCAGCUACAUUAUGUAACAUCCUUCAGGAGCAUAGCCUCUUGCAUGGUAAUUAUUUUAAAGUAGAAAUAGUUACUUUUUAUAGCUUACUAGUUUUAAGGCCUCCCAAAAGUCAACUUUUUUAGCCUAUUCACCUACCUGUUUUUAAGACGGAGCAGGAAAUUGUGAGGUUUAUUUCUAGAGCACUUGAUUCACUUUUUUGUGCUUCAGAACUGUAUCAUGAAGUAUCAUACUUCAAUCGUGUUUAUUCAAAAGAAAGGAAAAUAGUUAAUGUUUCAGUAAUUUUUAAACAGUUACAAAAACAAAGAAACAGGCAAGUCCAAGUUACAGCUGACUUUCAUUUGUCACUUUCCUGACAAUUUCUGAUUUGUGGCUCUUCUCUCUCUUUCACAAUGUUGAAAUGUAUUUAAAAAAGGUUUAUAUGUAAUGUUUCUUGUCUGCUUUUUGUCUCUAGAGGAAAGUGUGCUCUAUUCACAUUUAUAUAAGCUGGAAUCAUAUUUUACAAUCACUGUUCAUUAUUUUCCCCCCAAAUGCAGUAUAAAAGGAAAAUGAACAUGGCAAAGACUGAUUUCUAGGGUUUGGUGUUCUGUAGAAGCUGAAAUAAGGAGACGUGAAACUGCCUUUUUCUUUAUGAAAGACUGUAAAAAGAGCAUUAAUUUCUGAGCGAGCGUUUCUGGGGAGGAGGGGGAAAAACCCUAGAAUAUGGAGUCUCAUCAGAACCCUUCUGUUAACGGGUAUUUUUGUUUUUUCCUCUCAAAUAACUGAGGAAAUAUCAUGUAUGAAUUUAUAAAUAAUUGCUUUCAGUUAUUUCUUUUAUAUAAGCUGCCCAAUACCCUUGCUAUGCUGUAUAAGUUGUGUUUCAUGGAACAGUGUGAGUAUGAAAUAAAAAGCUAAUUUUUGUUUUUUAAUCAUCUGUGGAUGCCACUAUGAAAGCUGACAUUGUUAAAGCCACUACAGAGUUUUCUAUGAAUACUUGUAAGAAUUGCUUUGUUAUAUAUAAACCUAAAUAAAGAGAUUGUAUUGAUACAGAGACAUUGGAUAAGAACAUUUAAAAGGCUAUUCUUUAGGUCUAAAAGAAAUGGCUUGCUGUAAAAUGGUGCAUUAUUCCAUUUAUUAAAGAUCAUAUUAAUGACAAAAA